CAGACACAACAAUAUGACUAUAGUUAACCCUGCUAAACAUUAUUACGAGCCCGUAGCGAUAUAUCCAAAGAUUACAAACGAUAAAUAUCAUGAAUUGGCCGAAGAAAAUGCCCAGCUAUUACGAAAAACAGAUAUUGAAAACAAGUCAAAUAAAUGUGAAAGAUACAACAAGCCAAAUUUCAAUAACCCAAGUGAAACUGGCUCACAUUCGAAUAAAAAUAUUGAUUCCGAUCAAUCUCAAAUGUAUACAACCUCAAAAGAAUAUGAAAGUGAGAAAAAUCAUUUUGCAAAAUACUCUGAAAAAGGAGAAUGUGUUAACAAGUUUUCUUACAGCGCUGCAAAAAUCAAUCUUAUAACAAAAAGAGAUAGUCAAAUCCGAAUAGUCAAUAAACUUGAAAUAGAUUUAAAAGUUACUCAAAUAGUAUGCAAGGAAUCUUAUUCUAAGGACAAAGUAAGCCAAGAUAAAGAAGAAUUAGAAUCGAAUAGUAAACUUAAAAAAUAUGAUAAUAUAUUUACCGACUCGGAACCAAUUGACAAUACAUGUCAAUAUGAUGAUCUUGUAGACGCCAGAGCUGUUAAACAAUUAACUCAUACUCCAAAUUUUGAAAUAGAAUGUAAGAAAAGUUUAACCACUAGGCUGCCAUCCCUUGAAGUACAGAAUGAUGAUAAAAAUACAACCAAAAAAGAUAAUCGCUCUUUUAAAAAUAUUAUUGAAAAAUUCAAAAAUAAGGCAAGAAACGACACUCAACAGAAACAUUUCUUACCAAACCUAAACAAGACUAUAACGCCUAUAGUGAAAUCACAAAAGCAGUACAGAAUCAAGGAUAUCAAUAAUACAGAUGAUGGAACGAUGAAAAAUAUAUCUGAAAUAUUUAGUGAAGGUAAACAUGAUUCCAAUAAACAUGCCGCUACAAAAUUACCUUCAACGACGGUGUCUCUACAUAAUAUUACAUACAGUGGCAAUCAUAGAUGUGGCAAUACUGAAUUAAACCAAAGCUCCGAUAGUGUAAUGAAUAAGAAUAAUACAAUAACAAGUCCUAAUUUAGAUGCUAUAAUAAAUACAGAUAUUAAAUUGAAGCUAGAUACAAAUACGAGGCCUUUUAAUCAAAACUUUACUGAGGUAAAAUACAAUACUGUAACCGAAAAUUACAAAAACGAGGAUGUUUUUGACGCCUUAAAAUAUCCCAACAUAACAAUAGAUCCUGACAGUCCUUUAGAACCCGAAGAUAUUAUCUCAGUAUUAACAGAAUCCGAAAGUGAAGAAUUGAAUCUAUCAAUGUUAAACCCUAAAACAGUUCUUCAGAAUUUAAAUGAGGACGAGGUGAUACUACCGCCCCCUAUGGAGUUUUGCGAUGAAGCUUACUCUCCAGUGGCUAACAUUAAUCCUAAAAAUUCGGAAAAUUCGUACACACCAAACUCUAGCCCACAUGACAUUGGUUACUCAGAAGCUAUUACUUCUAAUGUUGAAACAUGGACUCUGUCGCAAGGAAGUGACGAUUCCUAUGAUACUUCCACAAACAAGUUCAUACCUCAGAAUAAUCUCAGUAUGUUUAGAAACCAAAACUUCUAUUCACCUUGCUCACAGAUGAAUUUAAGUCAAUUUAAGUACGAAGGUAAACCAAAACUUAGAAAGUAAUUUUAAAUAUUAUGUAAGGUAAUAAAUAGUCGUA
Aricia agestis (brown argus) is the source of this 1670-nucleotide messenger RNA. RefSeq lists its product as uncharacterized. Bases 14 to 1636 code for a protein of 540 amino acids. The transcript is spliced from 3 exons. Lineage: Eukaryota; Metazoa; Arthropoda; Insecta; Lepidoptera; Lycaenidae. The record is from RefSeq and is a predicted model, not a curated record.